GCCGUUUCGCUGCAUUUCCAACUUUAAAAAAGCCAGCAAGGCUGGUUUAGUCUGACUUCAACACUCCAUCCAACCAACAUCCCAGCUUCAUCUUUCUGUCAUCACCAAAGAACCAAAGAAGAUGGAGCAUGACGCCGAACAAGGAGCAUCAGCAGUCGGCCCUUCAAAUCCGUCAGGUGUAGACUCUAUUGCCGAUAACCCCGCCCCAGAAGGACCAGCUACUUUGCAGCAACCAUUGGAGACUGACAACAUCGAAGAGAACCCUGAUAUCAGCAACGAGGAACGAUGGUCGCUGAUUUGGACGUUACUGAUCAUCUACUCGGCGUAUAAUGCCAUUGUGGGGUUCUUUGUGUCGCUUGGGGGAUUUCUCGCCAAUAUGAUCUUCUACAUUGUUGUUGUUGGACCCACUUCCAGUUGUUCCCAAGCCGACAAACUAUUCAUCUUGUCCACUGUGAUUUUUGGGAUUAACUUGUGCGACAUGACACUGGGGUGUUGCACGGUGGGAUACAGUUGGUUCCUGAAAAGGUCUCCUGCUGCUGGUCCACAACAACAACAUGGAAACAUCUUGCCUCACAUCCGCAACAGCAUCAUCAUUUGCACAGUGCAACUGUUUCUUUCCUUGGGCGGCAUUGUGAUUGCCAUUGUCGGGUUGGUGCAAAAUGCCAGUGCAUGCGCUGGAUCGGGUGCUGGAAUGGCAUUUAACAUUUUGCUGUUUUUGGACUCGGGAUGGGAACUUUUCAUCUGGAUUGGAGCCUACGUAGUAUUGCGUAAAGGGCAUGCAAAUGCACCCAUCCCGGAUAUCGUGGACCAAAUCGUACCAGAUUCCGUGUGGGAAAUUGCCAAACGAAUACAGUUGUGAAAAAGCAAAAAAGUCACAUUACUAUCAACAGCGGUGGAAUGGAAUCUGGAGCCAUACCGGUCAGUACUAUCCUUUGGCACCGCAUCAAACUCUUGAGUGCACCAAAAAACUGGUCCAAAAUCUGGAGAGGGCUGAUACA
This is a messenger RNA of Seminavis robusta, 998 nucleotides long. The record is from the annotation of a GenBank genome assembly. NCBI's taxonomy places the organism in Eukaryota, Bacillariophyta, Bacillariophyceae, Naviculales, Naviculaceae.